Drosophila serrata is the source of this 1023-nucleotide messenger RNA. RefSeq names its product UPAR/Ly6 domain-containing protein bero. The record is from RefSeq and is a predicted model, not a curated record. Gene Ontology annotation, biological process: positive regulation of voltage-gated potassium channel activity; regulation of synaptic transmission, cholinergic; sleep. NCBI's taxonomy places the organism in Eukaryota, Metazoa, Arthropoda, Insecta, Diptera, Drosophilidae.
CAGUUUAGUUUCGCUUCAGUCUCAGUUCUGUUCAGUUUCGGUUCAGUCGCGUGUGUGCAACGCUUCGAGUCGGUGGUCGGAUCGUGGCUAUAUAGCUCUGGCCCCUCUCUAUAUCUCGAUCAUGUGAUUACAAUCGGUUCGUUAGCUGUGCGAAGACAACAUCUGUGUGCUCCCGUAAACGUAUCUCUAUAGCGAUUGACUCAGCAUCAGUAUACCCCAUCGGACAGUGGGAUCAACUGUUUUCGGGGGCGUGCGAUGGCGACUAUGGUGAUUGCGAUGCUGCCCCUACGUGCUCUUGUCUGUCUCUAUUUGCUCGUCACGCUGGCCAGCUCAGCGCGGGCCAUUACCUGCUACGAAUGCGAUUCCGUCAAUAAUCCCGGGUGUGGGGAGCAAUUCGCUAGCGAUGACAUAGCCACAACGGACUGCGAAGUGGUGGCGGACUUGCGGUCCCCAGGAACGGAGCCCACCUGCCUCACCAAGUACCAUGAGGGGGGUCCUGGGAAUCACGUUUCGUGCGUCGUUCCUGCUACUAUGGUGACUCCUCGCCGGCUGGGAUGAAUUGUGACGAACAGCCGGAUCCCGUGGUGCCGUUCCUGACCUUCCUGGGAUGUACACUAUGCAACACAGAUCUGUGCAAUGCAGCACCAAGGGGCAUCUCUGUUCCUCUGUCCUUAUAUCAGCUCUUGCCACAUUUGGUUUGCUUGAUUACUUGUCAACUAACGAACAAAGAAUACUCUCACUUCAUUUCGAUGUAUCCUAUUACCCGAUAUAAACUUUAAAGUAUUGAAAAACAGAAAACUCAUGAAUCCUAUAUACAAAACUAACCACUUUAAGGACUUGUUAGAGACGUUAUUUAUAUUUUUUUUUAAUUUUCAUUUUAUUUGAUUUUGUUUCCGUUGGUUUUUUAUACAUCCACUAAAAUGAUUUAACAUACAUAUAUCUUUAUAAUAAUAAUAUAAUUAUUCUUGUUUGAUUUUAAUAUAAUUUAUUUACUGAAUAAAUUUUCUCGUCUCCUAUUAUUUA